Messenger RNA from Vanessa tameamea, 7507 nucleotides. RefSeq names its product retinal degeneration A (gene rdgA). The coding region runs from base 23 to 3970 and encodes 1315 amino acids. Gene Ontology annotation, biological process: diacylglycerol metabolic process; intracellular signal transduction; lipid phosphorylation. The transcript has 21 exons. Lineage: Eukaryota; Metazoa; Arthropoda; Insecta; Lepidoptera; Nymphalidae. The record is from RefSeq and is a predicted model, not a curated record. Gene Ontology annotation, molecular function: ATP-dependent diacylglycerol kinase activity; protein binding.
GCUGCAGCCCGCCCCGCCCGCCAUGCAGCGACUGCGAACCACCUUCAAGCGUUCCCGUACACCGACUCCCCAGGACAUGAAGACGCAGAGCAGCCUUGAAGUGCCCAAGCAGGUCCGGUCGGCGUCGUUCGAUGAGAUACAAUUGGAGGCAGCGCGCGGCGCAGGCGCUAGCACGCUUCUUGCGGUGCCACAGCAAGGCGCGCGCAGUCGUUCCUUUGACUCCGCCGGAUCUGAUGACUCGGGCACAUACUUGGAGGUACCGCGUCUAUGGUCGCGGCGCCGAUCUGGGAAGGGUACGCCACCACCAUGUGUGCACUGUCGACAUAUGGAAACAUGGUUGGCACGCCGUAGUGAAGAACGAUCCACACCUGAAAGACCACCAGUUUCUUCCUCAGCUGAAGAUGACGAUGAUGAAGAUGAUGAUAGUGAUAUUGAGGCGCCGAGGGCUCUCCUUACGCCUGUCUUUACAACGAGAACAUUAUUGCAACCAACGCUACAAUCUCCUCCACCUUCACCAGGGGCACCCUCUUUUGAGCUUCAACCACCCAUCGAUGAACCUCCGUUAGUUACUCAAAGAAGACGGUCCAUAUCACGGCAAGAAGCGUUUUUCGUUGAACCUACUGGCAGCUCGUUAGAGAACGUCCGGGCGUCAGAACAAGGCGCUAAUAAUGCUCCAAGAGAUAGCUUAGUCCACGACAUUUAUUUAGCCGUUCCCGAGUUAAAACGUGAUCGUGCUGCAUCUGUAGAUUCGUGUUUUUCGAAAGUUUCUGGGGGUGCAAGAGCAGAAGAAUUAAGCGAAGGCGGCGAAUAUUUAACCGUACCGGGGUCGAGUUUACGUUCCCGGUCGGUAGAUAUCGUUUUACCAACAGCAGAACAGUCGCGUUACAAGGCACUUGCUCUAACGUCAUCAACUCAAGCUGCACCUCAACAUACUUACCAAGCGCCUGAAGAAACUCAACCCAGUCCAGUGGUGCUACAGACACUAGAAAACAGACGCACAAGCGAGAGCGCUGGCGGCGGAGCGCGUGUAUUACGCUCAACGCCCGACUGGAGCGACACGGCCAUCAGCGGCGAGCAUCUCUGGUCACCUACCUCCGUUUCCGGAGAUUGCUGCUAUGUCGGAGAAACUGAAUGUCAGAAGCAUGGAGCACGAAUGAAAUGUUCCGCGUGCAAAAUCGUGGCGCACACUGCGUGCAUCGACAUUCUCAUAGACCGCGUUCAGUUCACCUGCAAACCUACAUUCCGAGAUGUGGGGGUACGGCAGUACAGAGAGCAAACCUUGACUCACCACCAUUGGGUCCACCGGCGCACCGAAAAGGGCAAGUGCAAGGCUUGCGGCAAGUCAUUUCGGCGCAGUUGCUGCGGCUGGUGUCUAAUACCUCAAAGAUCUGUAGACAAGGCUAUAGAAUUACACGAUGAAAUUGGUGAUAGUUCUCUCCAAGCCAAAUUAUCUUUUAGUUCAAAGGAAAUCGUCGCGUUAAGUUGUUCCUGGUGUAAAGACGCUUACCAUAAUAAAGAAAGUUGUUUCAAUUUGCAAAGGAUAGGGGAAGAAUGUUCUUUGGGUACGCAAUCCAACAUAAUUGUGCCUCCGUCGUGGAUAGUAAAACUGCCGAGAAGAGGUAGCUUUAAAUCGUCUUUAAGAAAAUCACCAAAAAAGAAAAGCACAACAAAGAAAAAAGGAAAAGAUUCUAAAAGCGAACAAAAGACUUUCGUAAUUAAACCAAUUCCGACCGCCAAUGUUAAACCAGUACUGGUUUUUAUAAAUCCCAAGAGCGGAGGCAAUCAAGGUGUGAGACUGCUGCAGAAAUUCCAAUGGCUACUUAAUCCCCGACAAGUUUUCGAUCUCACUCAAGGCGGACCGGGACCAGGAUUGGAAAUGUUUCGAAAGGUACCCAAUUUGCGAGUGCUCGCAUGUGGUGGUGACGGUACCGUUGGCUGGGUUCUAAGCGUACUCGACAGGAUCGGAUCGCGGCCAGCCGUGGGCGUGCUUCCACUGGGCACAGGAAAUGACCUCGCGAGAGCGCUCGGCUGGGGCGGGGGUUACGAAGACGAGCCGAUAUCCAAAAUCUUAGCCCACAUCGGCGAAAGUGACACAGUGUUGCUGGAUCGAUGGCAGUUAAAAGUCGAGCCCAACGAAGCGGCUUCUGGGGAAGAUACGAGCAACGCUAAACCGGAGCUGCCACUCAAUGUCGUCAAUAAUUACUUCUCCUUCGGCGUUGACGCGCAUAUUGCUCUUGAAUUUCACGAGGCGAGAGAGGCACAUCCCGAAAAAUUCAACUCUCGGAUCAGGAAUAAGCUGUUUUACGGAACUGCCGGCGGAAAGGACUUGAUGCAGCGGAAAUGGAAAGGUCUGGCCGACUUCGUCACCAUGGAGUGUGACGGCAAGGAUUACACGCCCGUGUUGAGGGAACAUAAAGUGCAUGCCAUUGUAUUCUUAAACAUUCCAAGCUACGGGGGUGGAACUCAUCCAUGGAACAAGUCUGGAGGUACAUCUGAGCCUUCAACCGAAGAUGGUCUAAUAGAAGUUGUGGGAUUAACAACUUAUCAAUUGCCUCUACUCCAAGCGGGCGGGCACGGGACUUGUAUCACGCAAUGUAAAACUGCUAAGAUCGUAACCACCAAGGUGAUACCGAUGCAAGUUGACGGUGAGGCGUGCAGACUCGCUCCCUCGGUGAUAACACUGUGUAUAUUGAACCAGGCCAUCAUGUUGGCGAAGAAGAAACCCGGCAGAGUACUCGUGCCACAAACAACACUCGAUAAACUUACGCUCACCGUGAAUCUCAUAACAAUGGCGGACUACGAACGUCAUCAUUACGACAAGGAGUUGUUAGCAAAAACAGCGGAACGGAUCGGCACUUUGGACGUAAAUCCGGCCGCCGACUUGGAGCAAAUGCGAACUCUCAUUCAGAAUAUGAUCAAAGAAUCUCAUACAUACUCAAACCUCGUCGAUUGGUGGUUCGUAGACUCCGUGACCGCGGAACGCUUCUUCCGCAUCGACAAAGCGCAGGAGAACCUCCACUACCCGACUGACAUCGGCCACGAACACGUGUACAUCUUGGACGCGGCGCCCGUGACUCCCGACACGGAAUCGACAGCGCACCCUGACACCACCACUGCCUCCCCUGACCGCACCGCGCCCUCCGUUUCUCUCGACACUACCACUGGCCUCUCAGUCUCCCUGGACAUAUCACAGAGCGUAGACACACCGAGUGCCGGCGUGUCCUUGGAUGUUCCGGAGUCUCAUGCCAGUGAAUCUGGUUUCGGGAGUCCAGCGCGAGGAUCAGAAGAACUGCUUUCACCUCAAACACCGCCUUCGGGCUUCCCUGGCGCUCACUCCACAAAUAAAAUAUCCAUUCUCCCCUCUAAAACUUCUCCACAGCCACCAAGAAUCCCUUCAAUUCAAGAUACCCAUUCGCCUCCACUGUGCACUAGUCCUCCAGUCAAAGAUUUACAGCCCAGUCGGGAUUCUCUUGCGCGAUUUAAAACCGUUCACGAAAAACUGUUUGGACUUGAUCAAGAAGUGUUUGGCUGUAGAAACUUACUGGAGAAAACAACGGACGCGCUCCUCAAAGCGGCUAAAGUCGGUGACUUGAAAAUGAUGAAAGAGCUGCACGGGGCUGGGUACUCAUUGCUGUCAAUCGACGCAAGCGGGCAGACGGCGUUGCACAUUGCGGCGCGCUACGGGAAUAAGGAGAUCGUAAAGUACCUGAUAGCGUGCGCGCCCAGCGCCAUCCUUGACAUGCGGGACACCGAGCGCGGGCAGACGGCGCUGCACAAGGCGGCUGCGCACCGCCGCCGCGCCAUCUGCUGCAUGCUGGUGGCGGGCGGCGCCGCACUCGCGCGGCCCGACCGCGCCGGCCUCACGCCGCGGCUGCUCGCCCUGCGCGCCGAGGACCACGACCUGGCGGCCUACUUGGAGAGUCAGGAACACUUUCAAAUCGUAUCUGAAGAUCUAGAAACGCCUGUGUGAAAUUAUUAUUAAAAUUCAUUCAAGUUAUUAAAAAAGGAGAGUUACAAAGACCGUUGACUAAAAGAAUCGAAUCGACGAUAAAUAUUAUGUACUCAAAUACCAAAGUGAUAUUGAGAAUUUAAGUCGCUGUUACACUUAAGGUAUUUCCAUGAAAGUGAUAUAGUUCUACGCGAUAACAAACAUAUGUUAUCUUCUAAAACUUCAUUGUAAGGAUUUCGCAAAACUCAACAAAAUAUCUUCAAUUAGCAUAUUUAAAAAAAAAUUAACGCAAAUAAGAUAUAGAUAAAUGCUGAUUUCCUAAAUUGUUGCACUUAACAUUUUAUACAAUGUGAAUUAUCUAAGAAUAUUUUCCUAAAUGAACAAUACUACUUUUAUUUUUGUAUUCAUAUAUUGAUUUCCAAAUAAUAACUUGACAUAGUAUUUAGAUUUUUUUUAGAUUUAUUUGAAAAUCUCUGACAUUUCAUAAUCAAUAAAUAUAUCAAUAAAUAAGUAACGAAAUAGUACUAUCCAAAACUAAAAAAACAUAUUUUAAACUUUAAUACUGAAUCUAUUUUACAAUUGCUUUAGUGUAAAAGCAUUUUAGAAUUAUAUUUUAAGAUUCGAUGUGAUGCCUGGAGUAAAAAAGAAAACUAUUAUAUUUAGGUAUAUCUAAGAAUAUUAUAGAUAAACUUAUAUUAAUAUUAUUUAAAGCAUUAUUAAAUUAAAAAAACAGUACUUUUUUUGGUAUUUAGCAACUAUUGAAAAUUGUACUUCGAAAAAUAUAUAGCAGUGUGUGGCUGUGUGGUUGUGUAGAUAUAUCUUAUGUAAAUAAAAAUUACACUACCAUUUUUUAACACGUAGUUCUGUCUAAGGGCGCAUUCAAAUUAAUAAUACGUUCGCGUUGAGCUGCUGCCGCACGAGGACCAGACGUUUAUCGUACUGCACACGGGCAGUUAUAUUUUUCAUAAAAAAAUAACCAUGCGUUGGCAGGACGGCAACAUCACGAAUGUCACGUCACUAGUAAGAUGAGCAUCGUGUUAUUUUUGUGGAAAAAGUUAUUUUUGUUAUAUCGUUUAGGUAUAUAAAAUAAUCGCUUAAAUUGAAAAUAUAGACAGAAGUUAAUGUUGGCGUAAUUUUUUUUGCCAAAGGGCAGGUCUAGCGGUAAUCCGUGGCUCGACUGAAGCCAAGUGUUGAGUGAAAUAACUAAAAUACAGUCGGACUGCAACCAUAUAGCCCGCCCUGUUACCGUCCGGCUGCAGUACGACGCUCGCGCAUAAAUCAAGCGCAUCAAACGUGCGGCAGCAGUCCGAUUAAAAUCGUCUAAUUUGAAAGCGCCCUAAAUUAGUAGUUACGUAAUUGUGUAAUUUACACGUAAUUACGAACUAAGUGAGCCUUAUAACUUAAUACUAUUUUACGAAUCGUUGAGUUGUAACUGUUGUAAAAUAAUUGUGAUCGUCUCGUAGGUACAACGAUGCCGAGAAGCGUCGUGUCUUCUAUUUAAUCAUUUGUGACAUAACAUAUAAUCAUAGAUACCAUACAAUCAUAACAUAUAUACGAUCUCAAGAUAUGUUUACUUUGAUUUAUAUUAUCGUAGAGAAGAAAAUUUGUGUUUCAUUCACUCAAUAAUUUAUGGUAGCUAGGGUAGUUGUUUCCUGUACUUAUUUUAAAAAUCGAAUAUUGUAUGAGUUGUCAUAAUGUAGAUACUCCGUGCUGCUACACAUCACUACAUAUAGUAUGUAGGACUAUUAAUUCCACUUUGACCCCAUCCUCACUAGGCCUCGACUGAAUCGAUAUUGAAGCAAUAAACUCUGGUCCUGGUCCAGUUCUUCUUAUCGAAGGUCAGUAUCGCGUUUAUUCCUCACAUGAUUUUUACGGUCACUUGUACGAGUAGUGUCAUUACUGUUUUUAUUAUUGUGACUGUAUCGAAUACCUCUACGUAUGUACUAGAUGUACCUAAUAGUUUUAGUGUUUAACGAAUUUACUCGUACUCGCUUAUAAGCGAACAAUGAAAGACAAAGCUGUGAGAAUUUUGAUCUAAUGUAAAAAGUAAGUUCAUUUAUUAUCGUAAGUGCGAUUGUACACCGUGAUGCCGUUUGUGAGUAUACUUUGUUGUUGUAGAUAGAGUUAUUGAGGUUCAUACUAUCCAGUACAUACGAGUUACACGUGUCUGGUUAUCGGGUUUCCUAUGUGUGAAUUAUCUUCCCACGAAGUAGACUUACUAUUGGUAUAUACGUAUAUGAGAGUUAAAUUUGCUUUUCGACUUAAAUAUUUAUCGAUCCCUCUUUCUUUUUAAAAUAAAGCAUUUAACUCUUAUGAAUUUAUAGAUUUGGAAGAUAUGAUACAUAUUUUAAUAGGAAAAGUUUCGAAACGAAUAUAAGUAUACCAUUUUAACCGAAGAGCAGUUUUGAGCUAUCUCUCCUUUGAUUAAUGCAUGCUAAUAUAAAAUGCAGUAUUUUCCUAUUUCUACACAUCUUUUUUAAUGCAACGUUUUUAUAAAUGUAUUAAUUCUAAUUUGAAAUAACCUUGUUAGGUAUUUAGUAUAUUACACUUAAACACAUGCUGACACUAUAUGAGUAAUAUUGGAUAAUAUAUUUAUAUUAGUGAUACUUUCUUAUUAGAUAUAACUCAUCUGUGUAAAUAUUGUAUUGGAGGCCUUCGUCGUGUUAAGGUUGUUAGUAUACUCUCUCGACCAAAUUCUAACUUAUGUGAAAUUUAAAUUGAACGUUAUAUCACUAGGUUAUAGUAUAUUGUCGAAUACUUCAUAGAUUUAGUAAUCCUAAGAACACGCAGAUGCUAUAUUCUUAAGAUAUAUCGUUGCUUUAAAAAAAUAUGUGUUUUAAUAUCAGUUUGAGGAUAUGAUAGGGAAACGGAGAAAUAGGAUCUUUUAUACAAAAUUACUUUGAUCGAUUGCACAAUUUAAUUUUUUUUUUUUCAAUAUCUACAGAACAUGGACUAUGCUGCUAUUUUUUCAUUUGUCUUGUUAUGAAAAUAAAAAUUUGAAUAUUAAAAAAAAUUAAAACCAUUGUCAAUUAUCAAAAGUACGAAAAUAAAUAAAAAUAUAAGAAGCCUUUAGCUGGGCAUACAUUUAAAAAUUUCGUAGUUAAUAUUAUCUAUGCAAAAUUACUUAUCAUCAAUGUCUUAAUGUUUCGAAACCAGAAAAAAUUAAAUUGUGCUUUCAUAUAAAACUAUUUUUAAUUUAUCUUUAUUAACGUUUACUCUCUAAAAAUGUUUACCACAUGAACGUACAGCAUUCCAGUCUGUAAUUUUUUUUUCAUUUUAAACACUUUAAAUUUCCUUUUUACGUCUACAUUUCAUUAUUACAUAAUCAUAAAUUUUUAAUUUAAAAAAGUUAUGUCCAUUCAAAGUACAAGUAAAAACAAGCGGCAAUUAAAAAAAAGUAUAUUAAUGAGAAUUUCAUUUUUAGUUUGUGAUUUGUUUAAGGUUGAAAACCUUACAGCUUAUUUAUUAUAGUUCGUGUUAUUUAAAAAUAAUGUUAUUUAAUUUAAUAUUGUCAAUUGUUAAUCAAAUGUUAUUUACAAACACAUUAAAUGCCGUUUU